AGAAACCCUGUCAGGGAGGAGCGUCUUGCUCUCAAACCCACAACAAGAAAACAGCAGGCAAGCAGUGGCCAGCCAGCCCUAAGUAGAAGGAAGAGACAGCAAGAUACAUGUUGUCAAGACAGCCAUGUCUACCUUUCUUAUUGGCAUUUUGACCGUCCUGUUGCCUCUUUUUCUAUUUUGUUUACUCCUUGAGCCCAGGAAAAGACGUCCCGGUGAGCCACCGUUGGAAGCUGGAUGGAUCCCGUUUCUUGGGGUGGCAUUAGAUUACGGCAAAAAUCCAUUGGCUUUUCUGCAGGAGAUGCAGAAACAGUACGGUAAUAUAUUCACAUGUAAAAUCGCAGGAAAGUACUUCACAUUCAUUACGGAUCCGUUUUCCUUUCCGGCUGUUGUUCGACAGGGAAAAAACUUGGAUUUUCAGAAGUUCGCCGUCGGCUUUUCACAGCGGGUCUUUGGUCAUGCUGAUCUCCUCGCACCUGCCUAUUACAAUGGCUACAGAGAGGUCCAUUCCAUAUUUCACCAGACAUUACAGGGGCCGUCACUCGCUCAGUUAGCUCAGAGUAUGCUGAGUAACUUACAGACGGUGUUGAGGCAGAAUCUUCCCAAGGGCGAGGGCUGGGAGGUGGAGGGACUUCAGAGUUUCUCCAAUCGCAUCAUGUUUGAUGCGGGAUAUUUAACCAUCUUCGGGCAGCAAGAUUCAGCGGGGCCGUUGGCAAAUACAGACGACACGCCGGCCAAGGCAGACAUGGGAAUGCGUCAAGUAGCUCAACACUUUUUGGUUUUUGAUCGGGCCUUCCCGGAGAUGGCGGCGGGACUGCCCAUUCACUUGUGCGUACGCGCGUGGCUGGCGCGCGAGGCCCUGGCGGAGAAGCUCAACCAUUCCCGACUGCAGCGCAAUCACAGCAUGUCUGCUCUCAUCCGGCGCAGGAUGGAUGCAUUUGACAACAUGCCGUUGGACGAGCGGGGGAAGGCAGGCACGCAUGUGUCCAUGCUCUGGGCCUCGCAAGCCAACACGCUUCCUGCUGCCUUCUGGAGCCUCUACUACAUGCUCAGUUGUCCACAGGCUCUGAGUGCUGCCCGUGCAGAGGUGGACCGUGUGGUGGAGCAGUCAGAUGACCCAGAUCAGCCAAUCAGCAUGUCAAAGGAACAGCUGGACUCCAUGUUUGUGUUAGGAAGCAUCAUAGAAGAAGCUCUGCGGCUAUCCAGUGCGUCCAUCAUGAUCCGGGUUGCCAGUGACGACUUCACCUUCACCCUGGACUCUGGCCAGACGGCCGCAAUCCGCAAAGGAGACUACAUUGCCAUGUACCCCCAGCUUAUACACAUGGACCCAGAGAUAUAUCCCAGUCCUACGGAGUUCCAGUUUGAUCGCUUCCUGGACGAGGCGGGGCAGAGGAAGACCCAAUUCUGCAAGAACGGCCGCCGCCUGAAGCACUACCUCGUGCCCUUUGGCUCGGGGGCCAGCGAGUGUCCUGGGAGGUUCUUUGCCAUGUGUGAAAUCAAGAUGUUCCUGGUGCUGCUGCUGUGGCACUGUGACAUGGAGCUGGCGCAGGCUAACGUCCGGCUCAGCACAGACUGCACACGGGCAGGGCUGGGGAUCCUGCCACCCACGCAAGACGUGCAGGUCCGCUACAAAGUCAGGCCCAGGCCCAGGAGCGGCACUGACACCGGCACCGGCACCACCUCCGGCCCACAGCAGGAGCAGCCAGCCAAUCAGGAGCAGUGACAGGGGUCAGCUGAGGUGACAGUACAGUGGGUACAGAACUGAAUGUGGCUAGAGACAUUCUGUGUUUCACAUAACACGUUCUGUGGUUUCAGAGCGAAAGCGACUAAUGUCACCAAGGUUGCUGAAGGAACGUUGGUAUGAAUUCUCUGUCUUCGUGCUUUAUUGUAUUAUUUGGUUUAUCUGGUCACAGAGGGGCUCUGGCUCAUCAACAUGAGAAAUUGGGCAAUUCGUUACCACUGAAGCAUGUCAUAGGCCUACUAGAUUGUCUUUUUCUCUUUCUUCAUCCAAAUUGUGUUCUUGCUGGUGGUGUAUUUGCCGUAGUUGGCCAAUCCUCAGACCAGAGAUAUGACUUCUGCCAUUUUGAUCUCUUGAGGUCACUCUGGUCUGAACAUAGAGUAAUGUGUUGAGGAUAAAAGAGUAGAAGCAGACAUGUCAUACAUGCGCUCACCACCAUCAACUACACACACACACACACACACACACACACACACACACACACACACACACACACACACACACACACACACACACACACACACGUAAAUGAGGGACAAAUGGGGGCAAAAUGGGGGCAGCAGUGGCAUAGUGGUUAGGGAGUUGGUCUUUCAAUCUGGGGGUUGUAGAUUUGAAUCCCAGCUGACCUCUCCCUGCACCUCCAUCCAUGGCUGAAGUGCCCUUGAGCAAGGCACUUAACCUCGCAUUGCUCCUGGGACUGCAACCAAGACCCUAAAAAAAUAAAUAACUGUGAGUCGCUUUGUAUGAAAGUGUCAGCAAAGUGUAAUGUAGUGUAAUAUUUUCUGAUGCUACCAGCUGGCACUAGAAGCAUGCUUACGCUAUGCUUGCGCUACGAUAAGAUAUUCAUGGUGAUUUAGUCAGUUGGCCAUUGACUACAUGUAAAUGUGCACCUGGUACAGACCAAAGUAACAUCUUUUUUAUUGGUUUUAAAUGUUCAGGAUGACAUGCCACCAUAACUGAUUCAAGAUGUUUGCAUGCCCUAUACAAGUAGUGUACCGGGCCUAGAGGCAAGAAAGCAUCAAUACAUUGAGUUAUGAAUUACCAAUAUAUAUUUUUGGAGAUGAUGCUUUAAUUGUAUGAUGAUAAACAUUAACAGGGGGCCAUCCAACUACAUUGUUGAAGUUCAACUUUUAUAAACUUCCCUUCCCAUUUGUACAUGCCCAGCAGGAACUAUUCACAUGAGAGGAUUGAGGUCAUGUCAUAGCCCUUAACUCUUUUGCCACGCUCUCCAAGUUGAUCGAGACAAACUGGUGAUGAGAGAGGCAUAGUCUAUGAAAUUAAUCUCAUUAACCACCAACCGAGAAUUUAAUGAUUGUGUGAACUCACCGCCGUUUGUUGUUUACACAACUUGUGAAAUGUUAUUAACACAACAUUGGCCCUCUUAACCCGCUUAAUGGUGUAUGAAUUAAGACACCAUUCGAGGCGGGUUAUUUGUUUUGAUAAGGGAAAAUAAUAUUUCAUUCAUCGUCAUGGGAUUAUGAAAAGAGACGCACGGUAGAGCGCGUGCCUAAGCAUGAUGCCGACAGAUGGCGAUCUUGCAUCACUCGAUAGCGGUGCCGUGUGAUGGUUACAGACUAUUUUUUAGAAGUAGCCUUAGCCUACCCAGCGUGAAAAAGAUUGGAAAGGGAAAUAAAGUUAUGCUCCCAUAGAAGUAUCAUUGUUGUAGCUUACAUUUGUACCAAAAUGAUGAAUUUCCCGUUCUUAUUCAUAGCUAGGGCUGUUUGGUGGGGUGCAUGGUGCCCUACUCUGUUCCGCAUGUCUUGAAUGAUGUCUAGACAAGACUGGCACAUUAAUAAUUUGUUAUCUUACACUACACUCUAUUACCCAAGUUAUGGAAAUGAUUGAUCAUGCGAACCAUUGAUCUUUUUAUGUGCUCCGCCAAGAUGGCAACGUACGCACGUGGUCAAAAAGUAGUCCUAUUAUCAUCACCCCAGUGGCAUGGGGCAAUGGAUAAAAGCUGAUAAAGAAAAACUUUGAUGACGCAUACGUCAUAAGUUGGAGCGACUGCGUUCGCGCUCUCUCACGUGAAACCAAUACCAGCAGCAAUCUGCUGAGUAGGCCUAGCUCUUGUUGGAUGUUACGCUUAUCCCCCUUGGACUUGGAUUUGGCGAGGUUCUCCUGGUGUGAGAAAUUGAGUAAAUAUAUCCCGAGUUAAUUAAAUUAUAUUACUCCUAUUUUAUUUUAAUAAUUAACCACUGAGCUUUAUUAGUGAUGCCUCUGCGCUUUCUCGGUCUUCGACGUUAUACCCGUAGACUACAGAAAAACUAGACGGUCCUGCGUUGCUUGGCAACUGACUCAUUUCUAUGGGUCGUGUGACUCGUGCUAGGCUGUAGAGUUGGGGGAGAAGGCUACGCUGUAUCCAUCCCACUCCCCUGCUUCCAACUGCUUCAGAUCAGAGAAGCACGAUUUCUACCACAAAAUGUGUGUUGUUGGAAGAUGAUUGGGGAACCUCGUGUGGGCUUUGGUGCUGUGACCCCAGACUGACUUGUGCUCUCAUUGACUGUCAUACGCAUGGAGAGCGCGCGCUGUCAGAGGCUAAUAACCUGCUUGCGCAUGCAACAGAUUACACGUUCAAUAGUCUAUUUACAAAGGUAGGGGAAUAGACGUACUUCCAGCUUCCUGGGUAAUUUAAUUUUGACCAUUAGAACACUUUGAAUCAGAGAACAGGAGAGUCCUGCCCCCAGUUAUCCAGACACAUAAUUGAGCGCACGGGUCGCUAUGGUGAUUCCAGCCUCUUUAUAAAGUGGUUUUUUUAAACAAUGGACAAGACGACAAGUGUUGAGAAGUUCAUUAGUACUUGCGUGUAUGAAUAACAUUUUACACACCUAAUAAACAUAAAUUAAUUCCCCCGAGCAGGUGGUAGAGUUGAGUGCGCGCUUGCGGUUUGGUGGGGGUAUUCUAGUGGGAAAGAUAGGCCUAUUGCAAUCUAGCGCUAGCACGCGUUAUUCGUCCCCCUUUACUGCCCGUUUAUUGGACUUAAUAGCACAGCAUUACUUUACUUACAACACACAAUGUUUGCAGAAUAAUGAUAUUGUGUUGUAACCGGAAAGGGUUUUCUUUGCAUGACUCCCUAACUUGAAGGUAUGCUGUGUCAGCCAGCAGGGGCGCUGCCAGAAAUGCUGGGCCCCAUGAAAGAUUCGAAUUUUGGGCCCCCUU
Messenger RNA from Engraulis encrasicolus (European anchovy), 4891 nucleotides. RefSeq names its product cytochrome P450 7A1. The transcript is spliced from 6 exons. Lineage: Eukaryota; Metazoa; Chordata; Actinopteri; Clupeiformes; Engraulidae. The coding region runs from base 125 to 1720 and encodes 531 amino acids. Gene Ontology annotation, molecular function: iron ion binding; heme binding; oxidoreductase activity, acting on paired donors, with incorporation or reduction of molecular oxygen. The record is from RefSeq and is a predicted model, not a curated record. Gene Ontology annotation, biological process: bile acid biosynthetic process; cholesterol homeostasis.